ACGCGAGCAAUUUGCUGAUUGAGCCAGUGCGGCGGCAUCUUGGAUUUGAGCGUGCCACGAUGACGCCAUACUUGCGAUUUUUUGGCAUAAUUUUGAAAUUGACGUUGUUGUUCCGAACGUACAGAGGGGAGCACAGUGACAAUGGAGAAAACAAUAUCCGAGAGUUAAUCCCCUUGCAAGCUCCGGAAAACCUAACUCUUCUCAACUUUGACGACAGAGACGCCAUCAUCAAGUGGGAACCGGUGUCGCCUGAUUCUGUGAGGGGAACGUUCAGAGGUUAUAUAGUUCGUGUCUGGAAUGGUGGCCUUAGUCAGGUUUACGCUAUACCACCCGAAAUACAGAAAACUGCUGUGCAGUUUUUUCCAUAUUCCAAGAAUUUUAUCACGGUGGCGGUUAGAAAUGAUAAAUAUGUUGGCCCGAGAAGCGCGGCAAUCAGUUUUGAUGCUCCUCAAACUGAACCCGGAUUGCCGUAUUUGUUCGAACAAAAUCAACUCGGAUCUAGUUCCGUACUGUUGCAAUGGAGCAAACCUACCCACCCGAACGGCAUACUCUUGGGCUACAAUCUGUACUGUAGCGAGGCAGUCGAAUACGGACUGGACACAAAAACUACGGUUACUGAAUUUAUACAAGGUGCUGACAACGUACAGGCCAAAUUAACUGGCCUAAAGGAGGGAUUAAAGUAUCAAAUCGAGAUCGCGGCCGUAAAUUGCGCUGGUGAAGGUGAACGAAACAGCCUCAUAGUCGAAAUUGAAGAGCACGUCCCCUAUCCACCGUCGAUGCCGUCGUUCAAAUACAAAAUUAAUUACCCCAAAGCGCGAAGCUUUGACGAAUACUUCGACAACGAGUGCUCGAAACCCAGGUACCCAUACGUACCUCAAACGAACGUCGACUUUGACGAUUCUGACGACGAUUUUUACCUCUUUAACAACACGGCGGGGAAAAUUAUCACUCCCAAACCGACUAGACCUCCAGAAGAUAUGCAAGUGGUUACGGCCGAAGAUCCUUGUUUGGUCAAAACACUGAUCAAAUGGAUCCCCGACGUCGAUCACAACCCCGGUGAACACUUCUACGUGAAGUACCGCAUAAAAGGUGACAAGAAAUACACCGACACCCCUCCCGAAACGUCUGAAGAUUACAUGAUUCUUGACAACUUCAACGCGUGUAAAAGCCACGAGAUUAUCCUCGUCGCCGUGGAUGGUGAAUAUCAUACAGAGAGCGAAGUCCAAGAGACUCCCGCUGUGCUUUUUAUGCACAGGCAGUAGAAAUAUGUUGUAUGUUAAUAAACGUAUAAAUCGGUAAUUGAAUAGAUUAA
Molecule: messenger RNA, 1312 nt
Organism: Cylas formicarius (sweet potato weevil)
Lineage: Eukaryota; Metazoa; Arthropoda; Insecta; Coleoptera; Brentidae
Product: neuroglian-like
Exons: 5
Coding region: 60-1262 (400 amino acids)
Molecular function (GO): protein binding
Source: RefSeq, a predicted model, not a curated record